Penicillium soppii is the source of this 2379-nucleotide messenger RNA. RefSeq lists its product as uncharacterized. Gene Ontology annotation, molecular function: pyridoxal phosphate binding; molybdenum cofactor sulfurtransferase activity; molybdenum ion binding. Gene Ontology annotation, biological process: Mo-molybdopterin cofactor biosynthetic process. Bases 1 to 2379 code for a protein of 792 amino acids. The record is from RefSeq and is a predicted model, not a curated record. The transcript has 3 exons. NCBI's taxonomy places the organism in Eukaryota, Fungi, Ascomycota, Eurotiomycetes, Eurotiales, Aspergillaceae.
AUGGCGGAAAGUGACCGUGAAGAGUUCAUUUAUGGAAAAUAUGGCCAGGGCUACUCUGCCUCUACGGAAGUCAUCCGAGAGCAAGAGUACCCUAAUUUGAAUAAGACAAUUUAUCUUGAUCAUGCCGGUACAACCAUUUAUGCCAAGUCAUUGAUCACGGCGUUCUCGCGUGAUAUGAAUUCGAGUCUCUUUGGAAAUCCCCAUUCAAUGUCUGUAUCUUCGCAAUUGUCCACACGGCGGACAGAAGAGGUGCGAACUCGGGUCCUCCAGUUCUUCAAUGCUAGCCCCGAGGAGUUUGAUGUGGUAUUUGUGGCAAACGCGACAGCUGCUAUUAAAUUGGUUGCCGACUCGUUUCGGGAUUGUGAUUCUCGGGGUUUCUGGCUGUUCGCAUUUCCAGCCCAAUCUAACAUGAACGGUCGACGUCUCCCAAUCCGCUGGUGUGAGCAGAUCCGUUCCGCUGCUAAUGAAGCAGGGAAUGUAUUCACUCUUCUUGAUGCUUCCUCGUUUGUGUCAACCGCUCCUCUCGACCUAGGUAAAGCAACUGGUGCACCUGACUUUACGGCAUUGAGCUUUUACAAGAUCUUUGGAUUCCCUGAUCUCGGAGCGUUGAUUGUCCGAAAAAGCGCUGCCCGCAUUCUCGAACGACGAAAGUUCUUUGGCGGGGGCACAGUAGAUAUGGUGAUAGCAUCCGGAGCGCAGUGGCAUGCGAAAAAGGAAACCUCGAUUCAUGCGCACCUUGAGGACGGAACUCUUCCUUUUCACAGCAUUAUCGCGCUGGAUGCCGCCAUUGACACUCAUAAACGUCUGUACGGGUCAAUGGCGAAUAUUUCUGCCCACACUGGGUUCCUCGCUAAGCGAGUCUAUGAUCGACUUUCUGCAAUGGUACACUUCAACGACGCCAAGGUCUGUCAGAUCUACCAAAAAGGUUAUGAAAAUCCAGCUUUGCAGGGCCCGAUCAUCGCUUUCAAUCUAAGAGAUAGUCGAGGGGAAUGGAUUCCUAAGACCGAGGUAGAAAGACUAGCCACAAUGCAGAAUAUACAACUGCGUUCUGGGUCAGUGUGCAACCCUGGAGGAACAGCAUUCUCUCUUGGAUGGACAAGUCAAGAGCUGCGCCGUAAUUAUGCCGCGGGUUUACGAUGCGGCGAUGACCAUGACAUGUUGGGCGGCCGGCCGACUGGCAUCCUCCGUGUCAGUCUGGGGGCAAUGACCAACCUGGACGAUAUUGACUCGCUCACUGAUUUCAUCGAGAAGUUCUAUGUUGAGAAAGUACCUCCAUUGGUCUCACUACACCCUCCCCUGGAUGAAGACAACCUGGCCGCUCCUCACUUUUAUGUUGACAGUGUGACUAUAUUCCCCAUCAAAGGGUGUGGCGCAUUCAGGAUCCCUGAAGGCAAGAGUUGGGAAGUCAAAAGAGAAGGAAUCGCAUGGGAUCAGGAAUGGUAUCUCGUUCAUGCUGGGACUGGUGUUCCUAUAAAGCAGAGGGAGCACCCUCGGAUGACUCUUAUACGUCCCUCUAUUGAUAUCGACCGCAACAUCCUUCGCAUCACCUGCGACGCCAAGGCUGCAAAUGACAAACUAAGCCUCGAAAUACCUCUUACAUGGAGCCGCACGUGCAUGGGUACGAUGACUACUCCAGUACGUUCGAGAUGCCAAAAACAGCCGGUCAGUGCCUGCGAGGAUCAGUUGUGUCUUCGCGCCUACGCCUCACCAGUGGUUUCGUCGUUUUUUACCGAUUUCUUAGGCGUAUCUUGUACACUCGCACGGUUUUCCUCACAAGACACAAGUCUAGAUGUGCAGCUCCCACACCUUGCCAGUACCUGGAAAGAUCGGCUUCGGAGAUUCACCAGGUUCGGACUCUUCUCGCCCAGUGAUCAAUUCCCCCGAGAGCGUGGCCAGAAAUGUCUGGUCGUGUCCAGCGAAACGUCCCUUUUGAUUGUUUCCAGAUCUUCUGUCAAUUGUUUGAAUGAAACCAUCAAGGCCAACACCAAGUUGACAUCUGGCGUUAGCAGAAAUUUUGCUGCAGAUGUAUUCCAGGGCAACAUCGUGAUCGCGGAGCGGAACUCUCAGCCAGGGCACGCAGAACAGCCCUACGUUGAGGACAACUGGACGUCCGUUUCUAUCGGGCAGGACGACCUUCGAUUCGAUACUUUUGACCCGUGCCAGCGCUGCCAGAUGAUAUGUGUCGAUCAAGCUACGGGCGUGCAACGCAUUGAAAUACUUGCUGCUCUUCCCAAAAAGCGAAAGGUCGAUGGGAAAGUUCUGUUUGGUAGAUAUGCGGCCAUUUCCACAAAGGGAGCCAAGGGUGUUGAGUCAGGGGUGCCCGGCAGCAGGUCGAUUAUGGUGGGAGAUGUUGUGCUGCCAUCAUAUCAGAAUGAUUGA